Molecule: messenger RNA, 4489 nt
Organism: Zootoca vivipara (common lizard)
Lineage: Eukaryota; Metazoa; Chordata; Lepidosauria; Squamata; Lacertidae
Source: RefSeq, a predicted model, not a curated record
GCCUAUUUCACUCGCCUGAUAAGUAUUUUCCCGCCGCGAAAGAGGCCGAUUUGGGAUCGCUGCUCGCGCGGAGGGGCUGGGAGCGAGACGGCGGGAGAGAGAGGGAGCUAGCCAGGCCCCGGCUACAAACGCGACCCCGCUGGAGUUGCUCGGCAGAUCAGGCGCGGCUGCCCUCGGCGGGGGCGAAGCUGUAGCAAUGGCUGGUGGCUCCGUAGCCGGAGUCGAGCCUCGGCGCCUGAGGCGGAGCCCGGAUUAGGAAAAGCUGCUGCGGCGGCGGCAAUAAUUUCCGCCAUCCCCUCAUUUACCUCAGCCUCCCCGCCGUGAGGAAAGGCCUUUCGCGCCCUCUUCGCUUUCCUUUCCUGGCUGGGUGGGGAUGAGGCGGCAGCCCGGCGGAGGAGGCGGUGGCGGAGGGGGUAGCAGCAGCGCCGGCAGCGGCGCGGGCGGCGACAACAACGACACCGACGACACCGACUUGGAGGGGCGGCCCCCCGCCUAGCCCGGCCCCACUCCCCCUCAUUCCCCACAGGCUCCCCUCGCCGGGCCUGAAGCGGCGGAGGAUGUCGGAGGAGCCUGAAGAGGACAAAAUGAUCAAGGAAACUUCUAUUUUAGAAGAAUACCAUAUUAACUGGACUCAGAAGCUGGGAGCUGGUAUCAGUGGUCCAGUAAGAGUCUGCAUGAAAAAAUCGUCUCAAGAACGGUUUGCACUGAAGAUCCUUCUCGAUCGCCCUAAAGCUAGAAAUGAGGUCCGGCUGCACAUGAUGUGUGCGACGCAUCCCAAUAUUGUCCAGAUUAUCGAAGUUUAUGCGAACAGUGUGCAGUUCCCUCACGAGUCAAGUCCAAGGGCUCGGCUCCUAAUUGUAAUGGAGAUGAUGGAAGGGGGCGAACUGUUUCACAGAAUCAGCCAACAUCGGCACUUUACUGAGAAGCAAGCAAGCCAAGUAACAAAGCAGAUAGCUUUGGCUUUGCAACACUGUCAUUCUUUAAACAUUGCGCACCGAGACCUCAAGCCUGAGAACCUUCUUUUCAAGGAUAAUUCUUUGGAUGCCCCAGUGAAGCUGUGUGACUUUGGAUUUGCGAAGGUGGACCAGGGUGACCUGAUGACACCGCAGUUCACUCCUUAUUACGUAGCACCUCAGGUACUAGAGGCACAGAGAAGGCAUCAGAAAGAGAAAUCUGGUAUCAUUCCUACCUCGCCAACGCCCUACACUUACAAUAAGAGCUGUGACUUAUGGUCCCUGGGUGUCAUCAUUUACGUGAUGCUGUGCGGCUACCCACCUUUCUACUCUAAGCACCACAGUCGGACAAUUCCCAAGGACAUGCGGAAGAAGAUCAUGACGGGGAGCUUUGAAUUUCCAGAGGAGGAAUGGAGCCAGAUCUCUGAAAUGGCAAAAGACAUGGUGCGCAAGCUGCUGAAGGUGAAGCCGGAGGAAAGGUUGACAAUAGAAGGUGUCCUGGACCAUCCUUGGCUGAACUCCACGGAGGCUCUUGAUAACAUUUUGCCCUCUGCCCAGUUAAUGAUGGACAAGGCAAUGGUUGCUGGGAUUCAGCAGGCACACGCCGAGCAGCUGGCCAACAUGAGGAUCCAGGAUCUCAAAGUCAGCCUCAAGCCCCUCCAUUCUGUCAACAACCCUAUCCUGCGCAAGAGGAAGCUGCUGGGAACGAAACCAAAGGACAGCGUGUAUAUCCACGAUCCAGAGAACAGCAGUGAAGACUCCAAUGUCGCCCUGGAGAAGCUCCGUGACGUGAUUGCCCAGUGCAUCCUGCCACAGGCUGGUAAAGGUGAGAACGAAGACGAGAAGCUGAACGAGGUGAUGCUGGAAGCCUGGAAAUACAACAGGGAGUGUAAAUUGUUGCGAGACACGCUGCAGACCUUCAGCUGGAAUGGCAGAGGAUUCACAGACAAAGUGGACCGACUAAAACUUGCAGAAAUUGUGAAACAAGUUAUUGAAGAACAGACAAACUCCCAUGACUCUCAGUAGCUGGAACUGCCUAUUCUUAAAGCAAAAACACCCCUCCUUUUUUUUAACCAUUUGAGAUUUCUCCUUUAAAAUGUAAAAAAGUAUUUUUAUGUAAAUUAAUAAAUCACAAUUAUUUCAUUUAAAUUUUCAUGCAGCUUGAGAAAUGCUGUAUAGAUGUAGAUAACGAGAAUCAUUGGUACUGUAAUAUUUUUUUAAAAGCUCAGUUCCUCAGAAUAUAUAUAUAAAUAUAUAUAUAAAUAUAAUUUUUAUGUGCCGUUUAACACAUGACUGUUAGUCGGGGCAAAUUAUGAUUGUCUUCUUUUCAAUAACCAGAUGCUGUCUUCUCUCCCUUCAGCUGCCUGUAUCAAAUAAUUAACAGCCUGUAUCACUUAGCCUUGUUCUACUUCUGCCCGUUGCAUUCAGCUCAGUAAAUUACUUGAACUUAGCACUGAAGGAUACGAACAGCAUGAUUGUCCUUUGUAACUUUUCUUCCAAGGCAGCUGCUUUGACGGCAGAAGAGCUGGCUGUGGAGGGUGACCCCAAGAGCCUCUAGUCACUGCAGAGGCAGCCUGCCUGCCCCUGGGUCUCUGAGUUUCAUGCUGCCCCUCUGCCCCACCCACCCCGCUUCUGAAGCUGAAAAAAGGACAGAAACCGGCCCUCUAAUCUGGAUAGGUUGGUUUUCUUCCUUUCCUUUUUUUUAAAAAAACAAAUUCAUUUAACAAAGAUCUGUACAUAUUUCUAGUUUUUUAUCUUACGACAUGUUUGCGUUUUACGACUUGACUGAUGACGGUUUUAUAGAAUUAUUUUGGUACAAUCCCUUGUGCCGUUUAGCGCGUAAAGUGCCGCUCCAAGGCUUCUUAGGAGCUGCUGGCUUUUCAUGUGGAUACUUUUCCAUUGCUCACUUACUUCUGGGGUUGUUUACACUUGGUUUCCUGAGCCAUAUUGCCUCAUCAGUUGCUAUGCUCCAUUUUUUGUCCUUUUACUGCUAUUUAGCUCAUUGCUCACUUAGCUGCCUCUGCCCUAAUUUUGUGUAAGUCAGGACUGGAACCCUUGCCUAACAAGGAUGCUGUCUCAAUGUGUAACAGCCUUUUUCUUAGUUCUUUCCAACAAUUCCCAGUGGAAAGUAUUAAACUGGGAGGAAGGUGCAUCAAGAGGCCACCCUCCAUGCUUGUUCACAUCUAAUAAAUUGGGGCAAGGCGUAAGUACAAAACCAUGAUCUGACUUGGGCACCAGGAAACGAUUGGAGAAGCCCUUCUCUGGACAUGCCCACAAGCCAAAUGUCAAGAGAAGAUGGGCCUUCUGAAGUCUUGCUCACAGCAGGAAGCAUUAUAUUCACUGAUGCUGUGCAGAGCGAGGUUCAUAGAAUUGGAAUUGGCCCAAAGAGUCGUCUCUUUUCCAACGCCCUGCAAUGCAGAUGGAGGCGUCUACUCAGAAGAGCCAUGCUGGAGUGGAAAGAGGCUCUUGAACGCUCUUCAAAAGUUCCAGGUGAGGUGAAUCUUUACCACCAGCUUGUCAGUAGCUGCCCAGCUGGAAUUUACUUCUGUGUGGGGACAUCAAACUAUCCAGAAGCCAAUGUCUCUGGUCCUGUUCUCAGUGAAAUAAACAGCAGCAUCUUCCCUUUCGGUAUUGUUCUGCUCUGAAAAUUGGCACCCGUAUUCUUCAAGAAUGUGACACACACCUUUGUUUUGGAACCACUGUUCCUCGAUUUCCCUCCCAACGGAGGGCAUUAAGAGUGACUUGGCUUGCAGUGGUGUGGUGAAGAACUCACAACAGCGGUUGCCUUGCCAUUUUCUGCAGAAAUUCUGUGACAACUUACAUGUGCAAGGAGUAGGCUAUGCCGAAACAAGUGUGUGUGGCUUUGAGGCUGUUCUUAAAUUUCAGUGGCUGACCCCUCCCCGCUAGCAUAAGCAGUUCCCAGAAUGCUCUGUUUUCACCACUCUGGUUAACAAGAUAAGUGGGUUUAUUUUCAAAAAAUGCCUUGUUAUGCCUGCCAGCAUAUCUUAUUUUAAAGGCGGUUAAGUGGCUGAGAUCUCUGGGUUGGUUUUGGUUCUAAGUUAUGUGUUUCAUAAUACAAUACAAGGCAAGGCAGAUACUGGAUAGGGGUUUUGCUUUCAAUGGACAAGUCCACGGGGAGCGGGUUGCUGAGGAAGACUUCCUCUUGAGAAUACCAACAGCCCACUCAGUACUGCAACCACUAAGCAUGUGUAGAACCUAGGCAUGGGUAAUUUUGUUAACUUCAGAGGAAUAUUCACACAGAUUUGCCAUCACUUUUGAAGUAAACCAGGGGAGCCCUUGCAGAGCUUCAUACAUACAAAGGAAACCUCUGCAUCAGUAGCUGUUUUCUGAAUUGGAUGGACAGAAAGCAGUAAGCAAAAGGGGACAAAGUCUUGCCAAAUGAGUUGUGCAACCUUCCGUUUUUCCACCCUGGCGGCGCUUCUAGGAUAAUGUGUUUAGAGCCACCUUCCCCAACCACGUCCUCCACAUUUUUUUUGGACUGCAACUUGUAUCAUCCUUUUUUUAAAAAAAAAAUA